Adelges cooleyi (spruce gall adelgid) is the source of this 1979-nucleotide messenger RNA. RefSeq names its product tudor domain-containing protein 1-like. The coding region runs from base 456 to 1631 and encodes 391 amino acids. The record is from RefSeq and is a predicted model, not a curated record. The transcript is spliced from 9 exons. Lineage: Eukaryota; Metazoa; Arthropoda; Insecta; Hemiptera; Adelgidae.
UGUUAAAAAAUAAACCUAUAGACUGACAGUUAUCAUUCUUAAGGUUGUCUUAAUUUGUUCAUUGACCAUUUUCAUAGCGAUUUCAUAAAUUUAUUUAUUUUACUAAUCAAAUAUAACAUUGCUUAAUUAACCACACUCAUUUUGUAUGGGCAGUUUGGUAAAGAAUUAUUUCUCAACAGGAUGAUGACGAAUUGAGUUCAGUAUUCGAAUCGUCUUUUGACAACUUGUCGUUUGACUUCAAUCAUAGUUCGGUCAACGCUUGGCUCCCGCCUGAGCCGUUGGUUAAAACUAAAAUCAAAGCUCAUGUUACGUAUGUUGACACGCUAUGUCAGGUGUACUUUUACGAUGUCGAAAGUGAUGCUCCACAAACUUUGUCAACUUUGUCGACCGAUCUAAAUGAACUGUUUGCCGAAAGCUUACCCGAACCGAUUGACUUGAAAUGGGCCAAAGGGCAAAUGGUAAUUGCCAAGUAUCAUUUGGACAACUUGUGGUAUCGCGCAACAAUAUUGAAUAAGGAGGAAACCGGAGAAGAAUACCGUGUGCAGUUUAUCGAUUACGGCAAUAUCGAGAUGUGCACUCAUGACGAUUUACGAUCCACUCUACACAUGACCGACAUACCGACUUUAUGUGUCAAAGGAUAUUUUGAAUCCAUCUUACCGCUGACGGGAAAUAAAGUAUGGCCUACGUCCGUCUUGGACUUUAUUCACGCUCAGUUGGUUGAGAAAGAAUGCAAUAUAACAAUUAACGCUAGUUAUUCGACUGAAGAUACUUACAUGAUCAAGAACUUGAGUACAGCGGACGCGGACAAUUUCUUGGACUACUUGGUGUCCAUUAAAAAAGCAUACUACAAACAUAUUCCAUCGUCUAUGAUUAACUUUGAUGACUACAACGAGUUCAAAUCAGAAGUUUUGGCUCCAGACCAUUCGUCCAGUUAUAAUGACUCGCAUGUAGAAAAUUAUGGGAACAAUCACCAAGACAUUGACAAAUUUUCCACUGAAGAAACAAAAUCUAACUGUUCUUUAGAAGAAGAAGAGGAGGAGGAGAAGGCUAACGAAGAAAAACAAGGUUUUAUGGAAUUUGAUUUAACGGGUGUCACCGCUGAAGGGACGGUGACCGAAGUGUUGAAACCAAAUAAAGUGAUAGUAAUUGUGAACAAAAUUGACGACUUUAACGUGGCGGCUGCCAAAAAUACUAUGAACAUGGAAAUGCAAAAAAAGUGUUCCGAUCUCGUAACCCCUAGCGACGUCUCACUGGGAACACCCGUUUGUGUUUUUUAUAAGUGCCUGUGGAGACGGGGCGUCAUAAAACACGUCAAACCAACAAUUUUAGUCAAUUUAGUGGAUUUGGGUAUUACAGCUGAAGUGUACCAAAAGUACAUUAGAUUGUGUCCUCCAGAGUUUUUGAAAUUACCAAUAUAUUCAGUCAAAUGCCAAUUGGCCGGCGUGACGAUAAACGAACGCCGUGACGAAACGUUCGUCAUACAAGCGCUAUCGAAUGUAUUGAGUAAUGUCAAUUUGACAAUUGUCACAAAGGGUAAAUCAAACAGUGCGGUUGUUGUGGAAUUGUACGACAACAAAGGGGCACUUGCUUACCAGUCGUUAAUCAAAUCUGAACUUCUAAUUCUACCUUAAUAUUAGUACUGAUAAGUGUUAAUAAUUUAUAUGAUCCCCAUAUAAAACUAAAAUUUCCUAUUGUAUUCUUUUAUAAAUAUAACUUUGUAUUGUAUAGAUGUUUUAUCGUUAACACAAAGAUGUUGCUUUCUUUAUAGAGUCUAUGUAUAUCAGUGGAUGUCGGUAAAACAUACCUCGUUAUCAAAAUGUGAUCUAAAGUAAUUAAUAGUUAAUUUUGUUUAAACAUCUAAGAUAUGUACUUUGUUUUUUUUGUAUUUUGACAGUUAAUGUUUUUUUGUUAGUAAUAAUGUUUCAAUUGAAUGUACGUAACAAUUGUAUUUUGAAAUAAAACAGGACAACAAGCCAAUA